Molecule: messenger RNA, 1320 nt
Organism: Ascochyta rabiei
Lineage: Eukaryota; Fungi; Ascomycota; Dothideomycetes; Pleosporales; Didymellaceae
Product: Glucan 1,3-beta-glucosidase
Exons: 2
Coding region: 1-1320 (439 amino acids)
Biological process (GO): cell wall organization
Cellular component (GO): extracellular region; cell surface; fungal-type cell wall
Molecular function (GO): glucan endo-1,3-beta-D-glucosidase activity; 1,3-beta-glucanosyltransferase activity
Source: RefSeq, a predicted model, not a curated record
AUGAAGUCCAUCGUUAUUGCGGGCGCAAUUGCCGCGAUCUUGGGCACUGCCAGAGGCCGUCCCCUCAACCUCAAGCGCGACUACAUCACUGAGAUUGUCUAUAUCACAGAGACUGUCGCCGCCGCUGUCGUCUUUGUCGACCAGGACGGCCAGCCGUACUCGACAUCGACCAUGGAGCAGUCGGCCGCGGCUACGUCCCUGGGGGUAGUCACUACAUCUGAUGCAGCUCCGACAGAGGCCCCGGAUGUCUUCUCGUCAUCCGCCCCUGUGAUCGUGUCUUCGGCCGCGCCUGCCCCACUGCCUUCUUCCACAGCUCUGCCUUCGUUCUCCCUCGCGGCACCCGAGCCUGAGCCGUCGUCGGUUCAAAUCAAGGACGGGUCCACCACAACUUCUUCUACUCUGCCUGCGCCUCCUGCGCCCACCACUCCUCCGCCCGCACCAGAGUCGUCUUCACCUCCAGCCCCACCUUCGUCUGUAGUCGCGCCCGUUGCUUCCCAAGCGCCUCAACCAGACAGCAGUAGCCUUCCCAUUGGCGUGACCUAUGAUCCAUUCACUGGCUCUGAAGGGAACUCUCGAUGCAAGACCGGCGCUGAGAUCGCCGACGAGUUCAGCAGGAUGAGCUCCUACAAGGCUGUCCGUAUCUACGGCAUGGGUUGCAACAUCAUUCCGCUCGCUGUGCAGAAUGCCCAAAAGAACGGCCAGACGCUCAUGGGGGGUGCCUAUCUCAGCAACCAAGGCAACGGUGAAGACCUCAGUACCGUGAUCGCAACCUGGAAGAACGCUAUUGAUCAGCACGCUAGUGGCAGCUGGGACAUCUUGAAGCUUUUCGCUGUCGAGAACGAGCGUGUCAACGACCAUGACAUGACGGCCUCUGAAGUCGUUGAUGCCAUUCGCCGUGGCCGCGACCAGCUCCGUGGCGUUGGAUACGAAGGGCCUGUUGGAGCCGUUGAGACUGUGCCCGCGACUAUCGACAAUCCCUCCAUCUGCCAGGCGUCUGAUGUCGUCAUGGUCAACUGUCACCCCUUUUUUGAUCAGAACACGGCGGCCGGAGAUGCUGGUCCUUUUGUCAAGGCACAGAUCGAGCGAGUCAAGACGGCUUGUAACACGGCCCGCGUCGUCGUCACUGAGACUGGCUGGCCACACCAGGGUGACGCCAACGGCAAGGCUGUUCCAUCACCCGACAACCAGGCCAAGGCGCUCGCUUCUAUCCGCAGCGAGUUCACCUCGGAUGUCUUCAUACACAACGCCUUUGAUUCUCCCUGGAAGUCCGAUUCGGCCUCGACUUUCAACGCCGAGCCUUUUUGGGGAGUGAUCCAGUAG